AUGGCGGAGCGGGUGGAGAGGAGCGAGGAGGAUCGCUGCAGCCGGAAGAGGGGGCGUGAGCGGGAGGCUCAGGACGAGGCGGAGGACGAGGCGUCCAAGAACGCGAGCCUCGCCGCUGCGAAGAGGACCAGGUAGAUUCCCGCCCGCGUUCCCUCCUCUUGUGUUGGAUUGAUUCCUGGGAUAUGGGAUGAAAUUGAUGAGCCAGAGCUGUGGAAUCAGAAAGCACGCUUCCGUUGAAUGUGUGUGUGUGUGUGUGAGGGAAAGGAGGAGGAGGAGGAGGAGGAGGAGGAGUCUGUUUCAUCUCUUCGUAUUGCGGAAAGUAGAAUCCAUAUUGACUUAUUUGUGUUUUUCCUGAGAUUGCCUGCCGCCGCCGCCGCGUCAAUCCUCGUGGCCAGCAAGAUCUCGCAGCUGACGAUCUUCUACAACGGCAACGUCUGCGUCUACGAUGAUGUCCCCCCCGAGAAGGUUGUAGCCCUGGCCAUGGGAGGUUUUCUAGGGUAUGUCCAUCUUGUUUCAGGAAAGCUGUGUUUGAUUGUUCUCUGGUGGCAGGCCCAGGCAAUCAUGCUCAUCGCGGCCGCCGCCUCUGCGGCUGCCGCUGCGACGGUAUCCAUGUCCACCAGCACGGCCGCCUCCUCUUCCAGUCCGAAGAGCGUCAAGGGCCCGCGUCCGGCUUACCCUGCCGCCUCUCGUUGCCCAACAGUUGCCGCCAGCCCCCCCCCGGCGGCGUCGCCGGUGCUGACUAGGUCGCCGUCCCUGCACAGCUCCUCAGGGGCUAUGGGUGAAGCAUCUGGAGCUCCACAGGCCCAGCUGCUGCUCCCCGGCGCCGCCAGCUCCCUCUGCAAUCUGUCAGCAGGUGACAACCGCCGCCUGAUGUGAAAACCGAGCUUGCUCUCCCACCUUCUGGCGCAUGGAUUUAAUCUCUCCCGCUUCCUUUCAGAGCUUCCCCUCGCGAGAAGGAACUCCCUUCAGCGGUUCCUGGAGAAGCGCCGUGACAGGUAAAAUGCUUUUCUCCUAGCCCUCCUCACUCCAUCUUUUAUGGUUUAGAAGGAACACGAUAACGCCGACCUUUCUUAGAGCUGGGUGAGGGGGGGUAGACUGAGGAGACUGAGGGACCCUCCCUUCUCGAGAGGAAUACCAGAGGAAGAAACCCGUUCAUUAUCCGACGGAGCUUCUUGAUGACGACCGGAUCUGCGCUUGACCUCAUCUUAUCUCCUGCACUCUUCUCGAAGUGUUCGUUGGAUAGGAUGAUAGCAACAAUUUUCUUUAUGAAGAAAAAAAAUGCGCUUCCCUUGAUAAGAUGAGAAACCCAUAUUCUCUGGUCCAAGAAAAUCAUUCUUUCUCUGGCAAUCACUGCAUAUAUAUUUCUUUUUUAAGAUCAAUCCAUGAAUUUCUCUCGCGUGGUUCAGCUCCAAUCCCCCCCGUCCUCUGGUUCAGAGGAGAACCGACGAUUGACCCCACCAAUUAUGCAGGCUUGUCUUAUUACUUUCCAGCUUCUGUAAAACUAACAGGUGGCCCCUUCCAUCCACUGAAAAUUGCAGGUUGGUGAGCAAGGCCCUGCAGUCUCCCAUGAAGGCCAUGAACAGCCCUGACAGCGGUGUCGGCAGCGAGGCCUCCACUCCGGCGGCGCUCUAUCUAUAG
Spirodela intermedia is the source of this 1638-nucleotide messenger RNA. The record is from the annotation of a GenBank genome assembly. Lineage: Eukaryota; Viridiplantae; Streptophyta; Magnoliopsida; Alismatales; Araceae.